UACCAAGCACAAAGAAAUGGCGAAACAAAAAGAAAACAGGAUGGAUUUUUGCGCGCAGGUUGCUGGUCGUAUUCUUCUUAAAGAGGUUCAAGAAAGUGUCAAUUCUUCUAAUAACAUAUUGUUGUCUCCGCUAUCUUUUCACGCCGUACUGAGCAUGACAGCUGCCGGAGCAACGGGAGAUACAUUAAAUCAGAUGCUUCAAUUUCUUGGUGUUAGCGAUAUUGAUGAUUUAAAUUCCAAUUUCUUAGAUAUGGCUUCUGUCUUUGAGAGCAGAGGGAAUAAUGGUGGCCCAGAUUUGAGCUUCCUUAGCGGAAUAUGGGUGGCUGAUACACAUGAAUUGAGAGACUCUUUCAAAGAAUUAGUCAACUCUGUCUAUAGAACUGAGGCAAAAAUUGUUGAUUUUACAUGCAAGUUUGUUCUCUUCUACAGGUAACACACAAAUGCAGAAGUUAAGCAAGAGUUGAGAGCAAAAUAGUAAGGUAUUUUACAAGCAAUUCCUGUGGGAUUCAAGUGUGCGAACCUGAAGCUACAUGAACUAGAUAGAAGAACCAGUUCCAUAUGUCUGCCUUUUAUU
Molecule: messenger RNA, 574 nt
Organism: Nicotiana tabacum (common tobacco)
Lineage: Eukaryota; Viridiplantae; Streptophyta; Magnoliopsida; Solanales; Solanaceae
Source: RefSeq, a predicted model, not a curated record